Cinara cedri is the source of this 3640-nucleotide messenger RNA. The record is from the annotation of a GenBank genome assembly. Lineage: Eukaryota; Metazoa; Arthropoda; Insecta; Hemiptera; Aphididae.
AUGAAAUUUUUUUCUUGUCUUCGUCAUAAAAUAAAUUUUAAUCAUAGAAUACGAAAUGUCCGUUCAAAAUGUACGAGAGCGGCUGUAUUAAAAAUCCCAAAUGAACCAUUAGUUAUUGAAGAUUUUAAAAUAGCCGAUAAGCUUAAAGAAGGCCAAGUAAAUAUAAUAAAUAGUUAAUUAGUUCAAUUUUUAACCAAUUAAUUAUAUUUUCAGCUUAGGAUUGCUGUAAAGUAUUGUGCUGUAAACAUGUCCGAUGCUUUAAUUUGUUCUGGAUCAUCUGAAAUGAAACCAAAUUUGCCAAUUGUUCCUGGGUUUGAAAUUGUUGGUGAAGUGAUAGAAUCCAAAGCAAUGAAUUCCUGUGACGAAGAAGAAGAUAUUACAGUUGGAGAUCGAGUAUUGGUUUUAAACAAAGAAAUUAUGGGCGGAUUUGCUGAAGAAUGCAUUGUUCAUGAAAAAGUAUAUAAUUUUUAUUAAGCAACCAUACUUAACACAAUUAAAUAUUUUCUUUUUAUUUAGGAUGUUUUUGGGAUACCUUCAGAGUUAUCAUAUGAAAGUGCUGUUUCUAUUGGAGACAGUUAUGCAACAGCAUUAAUAGGAUUAGCUCGUCGUGCUAAUUUAAAAAAAGAUCAAACUGUUUUAGUAACUGCUGCUGCAGGAGGCUUAGGUUUAGCUGCUGUAGAUAUAGCUGCUAAUAUGUGUAAAGCUAAGGUAAUAAAUACUACAGAUGCAUGCACAAUUUAAACUGGGAAGAAUGUAAUAAUGUAGUAUGCCAUAUCAUAUUCUGAAUUAGAGUAUGAGCUUCAAUGCAUUUUAAUUUUACUUUUUCAUGAACUUGUUUUUUUUUUUCAUUUCUAAGAGCGUUUUUGAUUUGAUGCAUUAUUUACACUUUUUCAUUAUGACUGCGCUGCCAAUUUUGGACAGUUAAAAUAUUAGAAAUUCAUUUUUAUAAACUAAUUUUAUCAACUGAAAGUAAAUUAACACUAUGAUCAAUUAUUUAUUUUUAAAAACUCAUAGUGUUAUACUAAAUAUACAUGUAAUAGUUAAAUUAAUAUAAAUUACUUUAUUCAGGGUAGGGAUUAUUUUACUACUGAUUAAUGUGGAUUUACUUAUCAUUAAUUUGAGUAUUAACAAAUUAAUAUUCUACUACUUCUUUAUUGUGCUAUAUUUUAAACAGUUUAACUUAAUAAAAUAUAAAUAAAAUUAUUUCUGUAUGUAUUAAAUAAUACAAUUAUAAUGCAGUUUAAUAUUUAAGGUAAUUGGAGCUUGCCGACUUGAGAAAAAUACAUUUAUUGUACGAGAUAAAGGAGCUUUUAUUUCAUUUGAAAUUAAAAAUCCAGAAUCUUUAUGUAAAAGAGUAUUGAAAGAGACUGAAGGUAAAGGAGUAGAUGUAGUAUUUGAUGCUGUUGGCGGAGAAAUAUUCCCAUCGGCAUUGGAUUGGUAUAAUAUUUUUAAAAUAAAUUUUAUUAUUUAAAAAUAUACAUAUAUAACAAAUAUAUUUUUUAUUUCAGUGUUGGUCAUGAAGGAAAAGUAGUUGUAGCAGGUUUUAAUUCAUUACAACUUCCUCAGUUAAAUAUUAAUGAACUACUCCGCCGUCCUUCAUUUAGUUUAAUUGGCGUAUCAUUGAAUAAUUAUCGUACACAUUCAAUAAAUAUAUAUAGGUAAAUGUUAUUUUUAAAUCAAAUGAUUUAAAAUAUAUAAUUUAUACAAUUAAAUUAAUCAAAAAGUCAAUUAUUACAAUUGCUUUUUGAUGUAUGGCUUAUUAAUUCUGCAAAUUAUUUGGCCAAGUUAAGUGUCUUAGUACAUGUAAAGCAUUUUAAUUUUAAUUUUAAGAGUUCUGCCUUUGAGUUUAGUUUUCUGCGUGUAAACAAUUUUUCUACUAGAAAUCUUGCUCUAUUGUUACAAGUGUAGAACCUUUGAAAGUAAAUUCUAUCUAGUUGAUGCAUUUUUUAAUUUUUCGAAGGGUUUUCAAAAUAAUUUGGAAAAACCGGAACAAAAUUAUUUUUAAAACAGUAAAUAUUCACGUACUACAGAAGCACAUUAAUAACUUAAACAAAUAAUAUAUUAAAUAGAACAAAAGUUAUUUUAAGUAACAGAUUUCUUGGGGCACUUUGUUUAUAUAUUAAAAUUUCACACUAUAAUAUUUCUUUAAAAUUAUUUUCAAAGUAUUAAUAGAGUAAAAAAAAAUUACAUUUUUACUAACAAAACAGUUUUUAUAACAAUAAAUUAUUAAUGAUCAACUAAAAUUAAAUUUUUAAUAAUGCUAUGAAAAUAGACUAUUUUAAAUCAAAUAUUAAUUGUAAGUUUUUCUUUUAAAUUUUUUUAUAAUAUUGUCUACUUAAUCAUUAUAUGUUUACUAAAAAUUGUAUUUAAACUUGAUAAUGUGUGUGUGUAUUUAGUUUACACACAUAUAUGCCUUAAAUAUACAAUUUCAAUUUCAAGAUAAAUUAUAAUGUUUAUGCAUAAUGCAAAAUUAAACUGUUAAGGAUAAUAAUUCUCAUUAAACUUGUAGACCGGCACAGGAAUAAACAAAACUGAAGAGCAAUAAAUUGAUUAUCUAUUUUUAAAUGAUAAAUUGAUAACUUUUCCCUACUCUUCCAGUCUAAACUUUAAAUGGUCAUGAUUUAUAAAUAGUAAAUUUGAUAUUAGUGUUAUACAUAUCAACAUUUCUAAAAACAUAUUAUCUAUCCGUGUUCAAAAAGAGGAAUUCCUAUUUAAAAAAUAAAGUAGAUACUUAUUUAAGGUAAGUACAUAAAGUAAAAGUGGGUUUAAAAUAAAGCUUAAACGAUUCCACAAUAAUUUUUUUUAAAAAAAGAACAGAAAAUAUAUCCACCAAAAAAUUGCUGGUUCAUGAUAAAAAAUUACUGUAGAUUAGUACAAUUAUAAAAAUAUAAAUAUAAACUGAUUUAAGAACAUUCUAAACAAAGAAUGUCAAACUAUAAUAUAUGUAUCAUUGGUAGGUUAUGUAGAAAGCCGCAAGGUAGCAGAACUAGAAAUUAAUUAAUCAUUAUUUAUAGAAAUGUUUUUAAUGGAACUAAUGCUAUUUUUUUUUAUUAAUUGUAUCAUAGUAUUUUUCUGUCUUUCACAUUUUGAAAUAAAUGUAGACAUUAUCAAUAAUUAAAUGUUUAGUCUUAAAUGGUACGUGACAGAUCUAUAAUACAUAUAAUGGUACGCAAAAACAAGUUUAAAAAACUGUUUUGAAGUAAAUAAAAUGUUUCCACCUUGAUCUACAAGACAAAUAAAAUAUAAAAUUGCUUUCAAUUUAAUUUGGUGAUUCCCAUUUAUGAGUUUUUAUUUUUAUUGUUUUUUGUUAUGAUCUACUAAAAUGCCAUCAUGACCAAAUUUCUGAUGAACAAGUAAUCACAUAUUUUAGGGGAAACUACUUGUACCUAGUAAACUGUUUAUUGGUUUUGUCAAUAAUGACGAUUGUGUCUAUCAGUGCAAUAUUAUAACAUACUCCUCAAAAUUAUGUUUACAAUUUUUUUCCAGGCAAUCUGUUAAAGAUGUAUUAACAAUGUGUAAAAUGGGAAUGAUAAGUCCAAAUGUAUCAGAAACAUUAAAACUUGAACAAGUAAAUGAAGCUUUAGAGCAUUUUUCAACUGACAAAAGUAGUGGCAAAAUUAUAUUAAAAGUUGCUGAUUAA